GCUGUGUUCUUGCCUUAGCAAAUAACCUAGUGAACAUGUCAGCUGCCCUUCCACUGCCAGUUUCCAAGAGAGCUCUCCUUAUCUUCCAGGCUCCUGCUAUGUCUAGGAUGACUGUGAAAGAUGCCUCCCUCACCUUAGGAGAACUGGCAGAGGCUGGAUCGCUGAUCUCCCUACUGACAGUGAUGCUGUUUCUUGGUGUCAUUCCUCCCUCUAGGGAUGUGUAAGUAAAGCUGCCAUCCUCAUGGGGAGAGAUGUUUGCUCUACCACUUCCUUGAAUGUUGGAAAGACACCAAGUCCAACCCAAGCAGUAAUGCACUCUUAACUAUCCCCCCAAUAAGUGGUUAUCCACUGUCUGCCUGAAGACCUUCUGUUCUACUUUUGGACAGUUGUCUACCUUCCUAUAACUUCCCAGGCACCUGGGGGCUCCCAGGGGAGGAGAUCAAACUUGCCAGUUUGUGGGGGCUAGGAGCUUGGCUGAGGGAGAGGAGAAUGGACUGUUCUUUGGCCCUUUUCAGGCUAUUAUUUGUCCCCUAGCUUAUUGCCUGGGCUAGAGGUAGAAUGGAAGAGAAGGAGAUAAAGAGUGUGGACAGUGGCUAAUUACUGGCCUUCUCCUUUUAAGUCCCUCUGAUGAAGGAAACCUCACUAGGUUUUGUACUCUUGUCCUGUGUGGAGGCUGGAGGCAUGUCUCCUCUUGCUAACUUUGGUGACUGAUUCCAUCUCCCUUUACUUCCUUUAUCUGUCAUUCAUCCAAACAACUGAUGAAUGGAGCCUCCUCUGACUAGGAAGACCCAGGCCACUUGAUUUCAUUUCCUUCCCCCCAGACUUGGUUUACUUACCCUGGACCUUGCCACUGGGAUCCAGAGGGUAGCCUCAGCUGGGACCUUCUGUACAUCUCAGUGUGGAAGUAAACAUGUUAAUAAGACAGCAUGGCCUCUGGAGGGGGCUCAGGCCUAAGUUUUUCUCUACUGGGACCAUGACACUGCACAAAACCUGUUGAUCAGAUUGCCAGGGAGGCCUAUUUAUAGCCUCAGCUGCUCCUGAACAAACAGCUUUGGUAAAGAGGGGCUCCUCAGAGCAGAGAUGGUAAUGUAGUGUGAGCCUGGUAUUGCCUGGGCACCCGCUAUCAUAAAUUGGGUCCAUUACAGCAUGGCAAGAGAGACUUUCCCCUUCACUUCUUCCACUUUGCGCUCACUUCGUCUGCAGCAAGAAUGGCUAGAAUGGGAAGAUCGGCGCCGGGCAGCUGCCUGGCAGCGCUACAACCGGAGGUGCCCCCCAAGCACCCGGACCCCACUUACCCGGACUCCCUGCUAUUGCCGGGAUCCAGCUGUCCAUAAUGCCCUGUUUGUGGGUGAUCUGCAACGGAUCCAGGCCCUGUUCCAGGAUGAAGCAACAGCCAACAUGAUUGUGGAGACUGUCAGUGACCAGCUGGCAUGGUCGGCUGAACUGGGCCUCUGGGUACUGACCCCAAGGACCAAGCAGACGACCCCAUUACAAAUUCUGGCAGCCCGAGGUUACACCAACUGUGUCCGCUACCUGAUCCUGCAUGGUGCUGAUCCGGAUGCCCGAAUCGGGGGGCAGACGGCCUUGCAUGAGGCCUGUGCCCAGGCCCAGCCAGACUGUGUGAGGUUGCUGCUUGACUUUGGAGCCAAUGCUAAUGCACUGUCAGAGGAAGGCAUGGCUCCCCUCCACCUCUGUACUACCCCUGAGUCUUUACGAUGUGCCAAAUUACUGCUGGAAAUGGGAGCAUCCGUGAACCUGGCCUCAAGGGAAAGUAAGGUCACACCCUUGCAUGUGGCUGCUGGUCGGGGCUUGGAAGAACACGUAGCCUUGUACCUGCAGUAUGGGGCUGAUGUGGCCCUGCGUACAGGCCAAGGCGAGACUGCCCUCAACUCAGCCUGUGCUGGGGCUGAAGGGCCAGGACGACAGCACGAAGGGGUAGUCCAGCGGCUCCUGGAGGCAGGGGCAGAUCCCCGGGCAGCAGGCCGAAAGCGCCACACCCCACUCCACAAUGCCUGUGUCAAUGGUUGUGAGCGUCUGGUGGAACUGCUGUUGCAUCAUGGGGCAAAGGCUGAUGCUCCCAAUGGGGCUGGACACACACCCAUGGACUGUGCUCUACAGGCAGCUGAGGAUGCCCCCGACAGGAAGCCUGAGGUCCUCAUCUCUGCCCUGCUGGAUUAUGGGGCUCAGCCGAUCCGCCCAGAGAUGUUGAAGCUGUGUGCUUCAUCUCCACAAGGCCUGGAAGUCAUGCUCAAUGCCUACCCUUGUGUCCCACCUAGUGAAAACUGGGCUGAGGCUGUGCCUCCAGAGCUGUGGCAGGAGCAUGAAGCCUUCUACAACUCAGCCUUCCAAAUGGCAAACCAGCCGCGGAGGCUGCAGCACCUGGCAAGACAUGCCCUCCGGAGCUGCCUCAGGAAUCGCUGUCGCCUUGUUGUAUCGCAGCUUCCACUGCCCCCUGCCCUGAAGGACUACAUGCUCCUUCGAAUUGAGGGGACCAUUCAGUGAGCUUGAGUUGGGGUAGGUGCUGGAUGCCCAGGGCCUGUUUGUGGCUGUACUACCCACCCUUCUCACUGAGAAGGAGUUCUUGGAGAGCAGUGGUUUUUAGCCUUUUAAGCCCAUGGGACCACUCAAAUAGAGCAAAGGACAUCAUGGAAAACCUCCCCCUACCCCCACUUUAAAAAAAAAAAAAAGGCUACAAUUAAUGGGAAG
Vombatus ursinus (common wombat) is the source of this 2706-nucleotide messenger RNA. It is a transcript of the gene ASB16, whose product is annotated as ankyrin repeat and SOCS box containing 16. Gene Ontology annotation, biological process: intracellular signal transduction. Bases 1147 to 2502 code for a protein of 451 amino acids. NCBI's taxonomy places the organism in Eukaryota, Metazoa, Chordata, Mammalia, Diprotodontia, Vombatidae. The transcript has 6 exons. The record is from RefSeq and is a predicted model, not a curated record. Gene Ontology annotation, molecular function: protein binding.